Molecule: messenger RNA, 1383 nt
Organism: Amphibalanus amphitrite
Lineage: Eukaryota; Metazoa; Arthropoda; Thecostraca; Balanomorpha; Balanidae
Product: glutathione S-transferase 1-like
Exons: 7
Coding region: 95-1102 (335 amino acids)
Biological process (GO): glutathione metabolic process
Molecular function (GO): glutathione transferase activity
Source: RefSeq, a predicted model, not a curated record
ACUGGUGUAAGUCUUUCUAGUCACAUACAGCCAAUGCUAAUCUAAAUUCCAGUCGUUCGAUACGGUGCAUCUCUGCACCAAGUACCGACUAUCAAUGAGUUCAGCCACAGAAUCGCUUGAAUCAGACGAGACUGCAAGUCAUCCUGAAGCGGUGAGCGCCUUUACUGAGAGCCGAGUCUCUCAGGUGGGACACGUCACUUCGAGAGCCGUCCACACCUGCCUGAAUCAUCCUGCCGAGUCAUCGCAGGACGUCACCAUGGCAACUGACGCCCGAGGGAAAUGCCAUCGUAUGUCUGGCCGCCUGGAGCCGCCUCUGCGCGCUGCAGGGGUGUCCGGCUCCGCCUAUUUGUCCGCCGUCCGGCCCCGCCUCCGUCCACUAGCUCGUGCUCCUCCGAAUCGAGAGGUCGGCCGUCCAAGUCUCCGUACCGUACCCAACUCCAAACCAGCAGCCAUGGGUGUCGAUCUGUACUACAUGGACCUGAGCGCCCCGUGCCGCUCGGUUAUGCUGCUCGCUAAGGCCAUCGGACUGGAGCUCAACCUCAAGGUCACCAACAUUAUGACUGGAGAGACCCGCACUCCCGAGUUCAUCAAGAUGAACCCUCAGCACUGCCUGCCUACCAUGGAUGACGACGGCUUCAAGCUGUGGGAGAGCCGCGCCAUUCUGUCGUACCUGGCCUCCAAGUACGGUCCGGCGCACCUGUACCCGAGCGACCCCAAGGAGCGAGCCGUGGUCGACCAGAGGCUCUACUUCGACAUGGGAACGCUCUACGAGCGCUUCGGCAAGUGUGUGUACCCGCUGAUGUUCGGAGACGGUAAGAUCGCCGAUAACGCGCUGGACAACCUGAAGGAGGCUCUCGGCUGGCUGGAGGGCUUCUUCGGCGACAACCAGUACGUCGCUGGUCCCAAACAGACGGUGGCAGACUUCGCCAUCGCCUCCACCGUCGCCACCAUCGAGGCCUGUGAACUGGUCGACCUGGCCGCUUACCCUAAGCUGAGCGCCUGGCUGGCCGCCUGCAAAACGGACAUGCCCGGAUACGCCGAGCUCAACGGUCAGGGUGCCACCGCCUUCGGCGGCUUCUACAAGGCCAAGGUCAAUGCCUAAUCUUGCCAUUACAGGGUCGUCGAUCAUCAAUACUAAAUGUUAGGUAUUACGUUUUGUAUUUGUUGCUGUUCUAACGGGAUGCUUCAAGGACGGCGACGACGUUCUUGUUCCGUACUCACAUGCAAUUGUUGAAAUGAUUGUUCAUGCUCUUGUGUUAUUAUCGGCUACUGCACUUUUGUGAAAGCCCUUGCGUCUCCAUAUUUAACGUUUUCGUACGGUCGUGUUUUGUUUUAAUGCAUUCCGAUCAAGUCAGGCUGUCAAAUACAAAUUUUGUACAAAAA